AUGCUGUUAUCAGGUAGCUUUUGGAGUGACCAGCCAUGCAAGGGGCAGUGUCGCAACCGUAGAUGUACUAUAGCUGCCCGUCGCGCCACGCGAAUAUUUUGCAGGCUGAGUGCUAUAUCUGCCAUGAAAUUCUUAAGGACUUUGCGGCCCCUAAAGACUUCCGCUCUCUCGAUCUCAAUCCUGCGAGCCAACCCGAGGCCCCCUGUGUCACUUUCUCGACAUCUUCGGUGUAUGUACACCCCUUACGAGAUAGAUGCUUCAGAAGGCUUUUCAAGGGGGCCCCCUGGGGGCUUCCUAUCGGCCCAUUCUGUGGGUUCCGCGAAGGAGACCCCCGGAGGCCCCCCGUUAGUUGAAGGGGGGACCGCACUAGGAGCAACAGGCAACGAGGUGUUGGUGGAUUCGGAUGUUGAGGUGUAUGCAUAUCAGCUGGAGACGGCUGUCGCCGCUCUCAGCGCCUUCAGGAUGAAACAGCAGGCUCACGCAUUGACGGAACUUAUGCAGCACAAUAUAGCACUCCUAAGACAUCGCACCCCACCUGCAGGAACGCCAGCCGCGGUACAAGGAGCGACAGGCCUUGAGUCUUGGUUGUUUUGCAGCUUUGAUUCAGAGGCUGCUUCUUUGCAGCCUCCGAAUCCCCCGUCUCAGCGCUCAGUUUGGGGCAGGAAUCUGGAUAGAGCUUCUUUGGAGGCUGAGCUGAAGGCGGCGAUUGAGGGGCCUCCAGGAAGCCUCCAGUGGCUCCACGCACUAAGCCACGUCGCGGCAGACGAGCAGGCUGCACAGGCUAUUCUUGAUAUAGCUGCUAUGGAUCCAAGCUUCCCAUGCGCGGGCGUGCAGCGGCAGAUUCUUCUUACCCUCUGCAGUCUCUCUGUUGACACGAGCAGGAUCAAUGACGUUCUCAAUCUCGUAUUCGGACCAACAGAUCAACCUGCAGCAACUGAUGAGCAAAGAAUCGGCCGGAUCAUUAAAAAGACGACUGAGGCGGGAGCGCUGCAGGAACGGAAGGUCACUGCAGCUGCAGCUGCAUGCGUGACUCCAGUUGCUGCUGCGCGGAGUGCUGCAGGAUCACGGAUGGAAUCCGAUGUCGAUCCACCCCAGAUGCAACAGCAGCUGCACCGCCAGACGUUGUUUGCUGGUGAUGAGGCGUGGUCAUUCCUGUGGCACCUUGUGGGCUUGGCGUAUCAGCGGGAGGCAGCCUCUCCCUCGUCUUCCCAGGCCGCUUUCCGCCGUUGCUCGGCACUUUGCUUCCUUUGCGCCUUGCAGCUGUCCCCUUUCUCCCUUUGCUCUUUUGAGGCGGCACUUCCUGUUGAAGCAGCAGCGCGAGCUGUUGCAGCUGCAGCGUCGGCAGCAACAAUGGUUGGCUGUCUUGCACGCCCAGCAACACAGGCGCUGGCAGCUACAGCAAGACGAAGCAGUCUGGAAGAGUGGUUCGCGUCUCUUCAGUCACUCCUUGCAGGUUAUAGGUGUGACCUCGUCCUAAGCAGCCCUCACAGUGCAGCUGUAGCUCAUCAUGGAGCCCCUCCCUCCCCCCCUCCUUGCGAAGCUCGCCCCACCCUGCUCUGCGCGCCUGUUCGGCAGUGCUCUGCUGGCUCAAGCCUCACAUCUCCAGAAUGA
Cyclospora cayetanensis is the source of this 1611-nucleotide messenger RNA. RefSeq lists its product as uncharacterized. The transcript has 9 exons. Bases 1 to 1611 code for a protein of 536 amino acids. NCBI's taxonomy places the organism in Eukaryota, Apicomplexa, Conoidasida, Eucoccidiorida, Eimeriidae. The record is from RefSeq and is a predicted model, not a curated record.